Molecule: messenger RNA, 878 nt
Organism: Malaya genurostris
Lineage: Eukaryota; Metazoa; Arthropoda; Insecta; Diptera; Culicidae
Exons: 3
Coding region: 68-475 (135 amino acids)
Biological process (GO): sensory perception of smell
Molecular function (GO): odorant binding
Source: RefSeq, a predicted model, not a curated record
CUUAGGAAAAAGUCAGUUACUAGCGAUAACGCGUUGUUGUAGUACAUUUUUGAUCAAUAUAAAGAAAAUGACUUUGAUUAAAAGUUUAAUAGUCUUAGGUAUAGUAGCUCUGUGCCAGGCUGAUUAUACAGCAAAACAAGAGAAAACGAUAGAUGAUAUUGCAGAGCAGUGUGGUAUGGAUAUGGAUCUCAACUUGAACGAUGAUUUUGUGGAAAUGUUCAAAUCUACCGGAAACGUACCAGAUGAGGACGACACGCAAGCAUUUAUAACUUGCUUUCUCAACAAGAUCGGAGCGAUGGAUGAUGACGGAAAUAUCGUAAGUGAUAAGUUUAUUGACUUUGAGUCCGAUGGUCAUGACCUUGAGGCCGUCAAAGAGGUCGUUGAGAAAUGUGCCAAUGUCGAGGGAGAUAGCAUCAAUGAAAAGGGGUACAACUUCUACAGGUGUUUCUGGGAUGAAAAGAAAUAUGAUAUCUGAGAAGUGGAUGAGAAGAAGUAUUUUGUAAAAUGAAAACAAAUGAAAUAUUUUGAUUACAAAUUUCAAUGAUUCAGACUAAUUGGGGAGGUGAGGUGUGGGUAAAAAUAUUGAGAAAUAAAUCGGUGAAGAGAUCAAAUCGAAGCAGUAUAAAUAAAGUAGAUGUUCUUCUGGACCCCAACGUUUCUGUUUAAUUUUGUAAUUGUUUUUAUUUUUGGUGGUUGUUUUAAGUCAAUACUACGAUUUUAGACGAAAAAUUCCGACAUUUUGUAACCGUAAAACCUCCCCAAAUAGGGUGGCGUGGGGUGUUGGGGGGGUCAGGGUUUAGGGUUUAGGGUUUAAGUGAUGAAAAAAUACAUAAUUUUUGCGAUAAAAUAAACUCAAACGUUUUGCAUCAUUUGAACAA